Molecule: messenger RNA, 2871 nt
Organism: Glycine soja
Lineage: Eukaryota; Viridiplantae; Streptophyta; Magnoliopsida; Fabales; Fabaceae
Exons: 5
Coding region: 121-426 (101 amino acids)
Source: RefSeq, a predicted model, not a curated record
UUCUUACUUCCAUCAAAUUCUCCAUCAACAAACCCCCGGAAACCGACACCAGUACACCACCAAGCCCAACGCCUGAGUCAGCUCCAACUCGCUCAUCUCCUUCUUCCGGCUCCCUCACUGAUGGAGCCUCGAAUUCACAAAGAACCCUCAAUCUCUUACACUCUUGCUACGCACUCUCUUCCUCUAUGCCUCUGCGCCGUCGCAUUGCUACCGCUCUCUUACUCUCCGCAUUACGUUGCCGCGUCGCUUCCUCUUUGUCAUCGCUCGUGUGUGCCCAUGUCUGCCACGAAAUUUCGUUCGGGGUCAGCUAUAUGCGAUGGAGCAAACUUGUUCCUUGUGGAUGUCUCAUCCAAAUUAAAGAAUUUUUUAGGAACUCAUGGUGACUGCAAAACCAAUUGUUAUAUAUCCAAACAGUGGGGAAACUGACAAUGCUGACCUUAAGGAGUAGGUGCUAAAUUUAUUUCAUAUGGUUGUACUAUUACAUUUUAAAGGAUAGGUAUGUCUACUUUGUCUUAAAAAUUGAAGAAAGAUCUAUUAUAGAAUAUAAGUAUCAAAAUUAUCAUAUAAAAAAUGAACCACUUGGACUCUGGAAAUUAUUCUGCUUUAAUUAAAGUAAUUCAUAUUUGUCAAAUAAAAGAAAGAAGCCGUAAAGGCAAACUUAUGGAAAAGGGUAAAAGUAUAUAGGUGUGUGCCUAUCCCUUCUCUUUUCCAUUUUGGUGAAAUAAUUUUAUUCAUUUUCUUUGAACUGUACAACUGAUUCUGAUUGUUGUGUCAUGUGUGAUUUAUCAUUUAAAAUAUAAACUUGCUCAUAAGUAGGAAUCUUAGUGUAAGUGGUAGCUUGGUACUGGUAUGGAAUGACAGAUUUCACAUCCUUUUAUUAAUAAUCUAGUAGGAGUCUUAAUUGUUGAGAUUUCUUAGGUGGUUUAGGUUGGUCUUCGUCAUACUUAGCCGUUGACAUUUUCUUUGCUAGAUCUAACUUUUGUAUAUUUUCUGACUUUUCAAUUUGUAAAAUAAACCCAGAAGAUGCGAGGAUAAUUAUUUUCACUCUUUCAAAUCUUUGUCUGGUAUUCUAUUUAUUGUGAAAUUCAUUUUCAUGCUUUUGUUACUGUUUAUGACUAUUAUUCAUGUGAUAGCAUUUAUAUGAAGAUCAACAAAUCCUUCAACUUUUAGAAAGAAAAGUAAUUAAGGACGAGUUUAUUCAAUAUCCCUUCCCUAUCCUAUGGUUAGAUGAGAGCCAUUUGCAUCUUCUGGAUCUAAAUGUAGUAGGAUGCGGAAUCGAAAGCAACACCUCAUUAUUCACAUCAAUUAUUAGACUUUAUUGGAAGUAAAUUAACACUUGAUAUGAAAAAAAGGUUAAAAUAAUAAAAUAUGCAUGAAAGAGCGGUGAAGAAGAUGUGGCCAUUACACAUGCAUUUGCAUUACACUGUUUGGAGAGUGAGAGGAGGGAGAAAUAUUCCUUUUUUAUCUCUACAUUUAGAGUUGUACCAUCAAUUUAGUUCAGCAAAUGAACCUGAGAAAUGCAGCCAAUGGCACAACCAAGUAGAUACUUUUAGUAUAUUAGUAUAUUUUCAUUUUGUCAUAGCACAAGUUGAGUGGGAGAAAGUGAAAGUGUUUUAUGAACAAAAUAACCUUAAGAAGCUUAUAAUUUGUCCAAAUAGGUUUUCACAUCAUUCAGCCAAACAAAUACUUUGUAGUAUUUAUCCUUCUCUUUCAAGUUUCACCUAUUUGGCAGAGUGUGAGCAUAAGGCUGGUGUAAAUUAACAAUAAAAAUGAAAGGAAAAACAAUCAUUGCAUUAAGAAGUCUUCUUAGUCUCGGAUUAUCUAGAUUCACAAGUAUAAAAUUGCAAAUCAACUGUUCAGUUGACCCUGAUUUCUAUAUCUGAGUCUUUAUACACUGCUGAAGGAAAGGUUAUAAACUUCUACAUAAGGGUUUGAAUGCUUAAAAAGGGUUAUGUAGCUAAUGAUGUUUGGGGGAGAUUUUUUGGAGACAUUAUCAUUUGGAAAUGCUUAGGGCAUUGAAAUUGUGCAUCAAAUUUCACUGCUUUUCUGAUGAAAUGUUUUCUGGUAUGAUAAUUCCAUCAUUUCAUGUUACAAUUAUGCAAAUAUACGAAUAGGACAAAUACAUUGAUACCUGUGGUUUCUGCUUUCCUAAUUGCAUGAUUUGUAAUCGCAUUUCUAGCAGUGUGAGGAAAGAUCAUUCUUGUUAGGGAUUGGUUGUGGAGAAUCUGUUACUGCAGUUGCUGGGUAAAUAUCAUGGUAAUAUGUCUGAUGAUGUAAUAUUUUUAUCUUAAUGGAACUGGGAUCUUUCUUGCAAAGUGUAGUUACGAGAUGGUAAUGUUUCUCUUUUCUUUAACACUCGAAAGAGGCACCAUGAUGAGUUAGAAAUGUUCCAUGGGGUGGGAGUGGGAUUUUUUUAGGAGUCCAAUCUUUAGUAAUUGACAUUUGUAACAGAGUUUUGAAAAUUGAAUGUUGUAGUAGUAGUGGUGUUUUGAAACUGAUGUCAUUGUUCUGUUGAACUUACCUCUGGAUAACCACUUGAAGAUGGCCUAUGAUAGUGGGAAGGGUGUUCCUUUGUGAUAUUGUUGAUUGGCGCUUUGAUUUUCAACUGCUUGAGAGUACACAUCAUUUACAAGGUACUUGGUAAUAAACAAAGCUGAGGACCACGCCUAGAUAUACUCGAUUAAUUGCCCAGCAGGUAAAUCCAUUUCGUUUUCAAAUUAAAAUCAUCCAACUGCCAUUACAUCUUGUGUAUCAUAAUAACAAAGGGAUUGCAAUUGGGUAGUGGGUUUUAGACCCCCAAAAUAAGAAUGACAAUUGACAAUUGUGAUGAGUGGAAAUAAUAUAUCCUUUAUUUCUAUGCCUUUUGCAUUA